AUGGAAAAGGACAGAAUAGAAAAAUUGACUCAGGAAGAGAUGGAUGCUAUCUUGUAUGAUGCACGAGAAGGUGAUUUAGAUACAAUAAAAGAAAUAUUCAGUGAGAUUCCCGCAAGCAUGUUAAUGAAUAUCAAAGAUGAUAUUACAUUGAGUACUACUCUCCAUAUGGCUGCAGGCAAUGGACAUUUAGAACUUGUUCGUUUUUUGUUUUCAAUUUUGGAUACGGAUGAUGCUAAAGUAUUGGCUUCAUGUUUGAAUGAAAGCGGUAAUACCGCAUUACAUUGGGCUUCUUAUAAUGGUCACUUGGAUGUGGUCAAAUUAUUGUGUAAUGAAUUUGAUGUGGAUCCAUUUGUGAAAAACAAAGUAGGUCAUGAUGCCGUUUACGAAGCAGAGAGCAACAAUAAAGAAGAUGUAAGUGAAUGGUUGCUACAGACAUUCGCCUUAGAGGACCAGGUAAAUAUCACUGAAGACGAAGAGAACACAAAAAUCACGUAUACUCCUGGGACAGAAAGCAAAGAGACUGAGAAGGAAGUUGCAAAUUUAGCAAAUCCUAAGGGCAUUGUGGAAGAUACAGAGUCUCUAAGCUUGAAUAAAUAA
Priceomyces carsonii is the source of this 597-nucleotide messenger RNA. RefSeq lists its product as uncharacterized. Bases 1 to 597 code for a protein of 198 amino acids. Lineage: Eukaryota; Fungi; Ascomycota; Pichiomycetes; Serinales; Debaryomycetaceae. The record is from RefSeq and is a predicted model, not a curated record. The transcript has a single exon. Gene Ontology annotation, molecular function: protein binding.